Molecule: messenger RNA, 2890 nt
Organism: Cololabis saira (Pacific saury)
Lineage: Eukaryota; Metazoa; Chordata; Actinopteri; Beloniformes; Belonidae
Gene: mapk1
Product: mitogen-activated protein kinase 1
Exons: 9
Coding region: 212-1321 (369 amino acids)
Biological process (GO): protein phosphorylation; intracellular signal transduction
Cellular component (GO): cytoplasm; nucleus
Molecular function (GO): ATP binding; MAP kinase activity
Source: RefSeq, a predicted model, not a curated record
GCUGGUGCUGCGGUCCGUGACAGCGCAGCGGCGUGCGGCUCCGCGACGUAAACGGAAAGAAAAAAGAAAAAAAAAAAAACCCUCCGUGCGUUUCGUGAAGGCCUCCGCCACAACACACUCAGCCCCGCCGACGGAUAUACACACACACCAAUCUCUCCUCUCCUCGCCGAGCCUCCUUCGCGCUCCUGCCGUCGAGACCUCCGUCCUGGUAAUGGCGACCGCUGCGGUGUCCGCCCCGGCCGGCCCCGGCCCCGGCCCCGCCGGCGGCGCGGAGCUGGUCCGCGGGCAGGCCUUCGACGUGGGGCCUCGCUACAGCAACCUCUCCUACAUCGGGGAGGGCGCCUACGGGAUGGUGUGCUCUGCAUAUGAUCGGGACAACAAGAUACGCGUGGCCAUCAAAAAGAUCAGCCCGUUCGAGCACCAGACCUACUGCCAACGCACCCUGAGAGAGAUCAAGAUCCUCCUGCGCUUCAAGCAUGAGAACAUCAUUGGAAUCAACGACAUCAUCCGCGCGCCGAGCCUCGACCAGAUGAAGGACGUAUAUAUCGUCCAGGACCUCAUGGAGACGGACCUCUACAAGCUUCUGAAGACUCAGCACCUGAGCAACGACCACAUCUGCUACUUCCUCUACCAGAUCCUACGAGGACUCAAGUACAUCCAUUCUGCCAACGUCCUACACCGCGACCUGAAACCCUCCAACCUUCUGCUCAACACCACCUGUGAUCUCAAGAUCUGCGACUUUGGCCUGGCUCGUGUAGCGGACCCCGACCACGACCACACUGGUUUCCUUACAGAGUACGUGGCCACGCGUUGGUACCGAGCUCCAGAGAUCAUGCUCAACUCCAAGGGCUACACCAAGUCCAUAGACAUCUGGUCAGUGGGCUGCAUCCUGGCUGAGAUGCUGUCCAACAGGCCCAUCUUCCCCGGGAAGCACUACUUGGAUCAGCUCAACCACAUUUUGGGGAUCCUGGGCUCUCCUACUCAGGAGGACCUGGACUGCAUCAUCAACAUCAAGGCCAGGAACUAUCUGCUGUCGCUGCCGUUGCGCUGCAAAGUGCCCUGGAACCGCCUCUUCCCCAACGCCGAUGCCAAAGCUCUGGACCUGCUGGACAAGAUGUUGACGUUCAACCCUCACAAGAGGAUCGAGGUGGAGGCGGCCCUGGCCCACCCCUACCUGGAACAGUACUACGACCCUUCAGAUGAGCCCGUCGCCGAGGCCCCGUUCAAGUUCGACAUGGAGCUGGACGACCUUCCCAAAGAGACACUGAAGGAGCUCAUCUUCGACGAAACUGCACGUUUCCAGCCCGGCUUUAGGUCUUAACAUCUCACACAGAUGAUCGUGGACAGGCUUCUGCGUCGCCACCGCCCCUAAACCCCCCCACCCUCCCGCCUCCACGCCGUUGCUGUGAUCUUUGUUUCAACUCUCCUGUCCUGUUGUCCACGUCACCUGGAUUCCUUGGGUCUCUCGUCAAGUCCACUUCGCUCAGGAACGGCGUCAGGAAUCAAUCAGUCGCUCUCGCUCCCUCCUCCUUUCUCUCUCUCAGAGGGGUGAGGUAAAGGGGGGGGGGGUUCUCAUCACAGCUUAUAGUUUGGAGGUGAUUUUUGUGUUUGAAGCAAAGAUAAACAAUUUUCUUUUUUUUUUACGCGUGUCUCGGAGGCAUUCGGCUCAAGAUUCCAGACCUUUUGGCGGCGGCGGCGAGCGCGGCUGUUUUUGGCUGCAGCUGUUCAGCACAAACGGCAAAUUACAUCUAUUUAAAUUUAAAAAAAAGGUUGUUUUUUUUUAUUUGCUAACCUAUUGUCGCACUGUUACAACGGAUGUAGCGACUUCUGUGCUUUUUCUUUUUCUCUUUAGUAGAAAAAUCUUCGAUUAAAUGACCUGAUUUAUGCAAAAAAAGUGCAGAAUCAGCGCGACUCCAACACGACGACCCGCAGUCCUUUUAAUCCCAGAACGCUCGCGCAGACUGCUCAAUUGGAACUAAAUACAUAAGCCUGAAUAGUCUUAAGAUAUUUUAACGUUAAGAAUGAUGACGGGAGGUGAAUCCGUUUUUUUUUUUUUUAUAAUGCUCCUCUCUGUUUCUCGCCGGCUUCAGGAAGAAUGUGUGAAUGUCUCGAUCUGCAGUUUCUUCCUGAGCCGGGAGAAAACCAGGGGAGCGGCUGAUGUCACACGGGUCCACGUGUGCAGGACGGUCUUUGUCAUGUUUUUUGGGGGGGUGGAGACCAGAAUUCAGUUGUGUCCGGAGGACGUGUCCUUGUGCCUCCCUGUCCGUGCUGUGAUUACUUUCGUCAUCUUCUUCGGUGUCGGUUGAUCUCUCGCCUUGUUAGAAUAAAACUGUGCCCUUUGCAUGACUGUUAUAAGCUCUGUAUACAAAGACGAUGAUGUUAAGUGCCACACGAGCCGGGCAGACGUGGGGGGGGGGGGCCCAGGCUCUUUCCGUUCAGACCUUUUGUGGUGUAUCACUCUUUCCAAACACAUGGUGCUUCUUCUCCUGCUCUUCUUUUACUUCAGCACCCUCCAGUUCUCUCUUUUCCCCCGUCUACAUUCAAGAGUUCAGUCUCCUUUUUUUUCUUUGCUGAACAUCAUCUGCAUGCUACAUCUUAAAAAGAAAAAAAAGAAAUGUAUAAAUAUAAUCAAAUCACGAAAAUGACACGGUAUUUUGUUUCCUUCGCCUGAGCAGCGACGUCCAGGCAUGACGGUUCCACGCAAAUGUAACGGAUCACGUGGUUUCUGCUCUUAAUUGCACAUGUUUGACGCUGAUAACGGUUGUCUGUACCAGCAGAGAAAGAAACGCAGGAACCAAGACUUUGUCACCAAUUCUGUCUCAUCUGCUGAUUUGAUCGACUGUUAAAGAUGAAGCUCUUAUGUCAAAUAAAUUUAACAAUUACGCACGAA